AUGUCUACUAUGAAAGCAAUAGUUCUUGAAGAUCUCAACCAAUUUUCACUAAAAGAAGUCCCGAUUCCACGUCCUAAGCAAGGAGAAGUUCUUAUUCGUAUGGAAGCAGCUCCAAUCAACCCAUCAGACAUUGUCUCUUUAAAAGGGCAAUAUGGGAUUAAAAAGCAACUUCCAUUUAUCCCAGGACUUGAAGGCUCAGGAACAGUCGUUGAAAGCGGUGGAGGGUUACUAGGCUGGAGUUUGGUUGGAAAACGAGUUGCAUGCUAUUGCGAUAAAGGAAACGGAACUUGGGCAGAAUAUGUAGUUGCAUCAGCUAAAAAUUGUGUCAAAUUAACAGCUGAAAUUUCUACCGAACAAGGAGCUUGCUUUUUCGCUAACCCAAUCACAGCGAUUUGCUUUAUGGAUAUCAUAAAAGAGCAAAGACAUCAAGCCGUCAUACAAACAGCUGCAGCUUCUGCUAUUGGAAAAAUGCUCCUCAGGUACUGCAUGCAUGAAAAUAUCCCAAUUGUGAACAUCGUAAGAAGACAGGAGCAAGUCGAAAUGUUAAGGGAGAUCGGGGCCCCAUAUAUUCUAAACUCUUCUGAUGAAAACUUCCAGCAGGAACUAAGAAAAUUAUCAGUAAAUCUAAAUGCAACUGUAGCUUUUGACUGUGUUGCUGGAGAAAUGACAGGGACUUUAAUUAAUGCAAUGUGUGAAAACUCGGUUGUUUACGUUUAUGGAAGCUUGAGUAGACAAAAUAUUGGAGGUAUUGACCCUUCUGCUUUGAUUUUUAGUAAUAAAAGAGUUGAAGGGCUCUGGUUACAGAGGAUAAUGAAGGAAAAAGGGAGCAUUUCAAAGUGGAAUAUUGCUAAUAGAGUGCUAAAUUUACUCCCUCAAGUGUUGAAGACUGACAUUUCAAAGGAGUUCGAGCUGGGAAGUCUUAACGAUGCAUUGGAAUUUUACAAGAAAAAUAUGAGCAGUGGAAAAGUGCUUUUAAAGCCAAAACUCAUUCCAAGCAACAAUCAUGUUGAGGGGGAAGGGGGAAUCUUAAGAUUACAAAUAAAAUAG
Blepharisma stoltei is the source of this 1047-nucleotide messenger RNA. The record is from the annotation of a GenBank genome assembly. Lineage: Eukaryota; Ciliophora; Heterotrichea; Heterotrichida; Blepharismidae.